AGAUUUUUAUAAAUAUCUCUCAAUGAUCAAAAUACAUUACUAGGAGAAUUAAAGGAACUGAACCAAACAAUUUAGUUCAACAACUCCUCUUUAGGACCUGGUCAUAGGUACUAGUUCCCACCGGAUCGACAUAACUUUACUUAGCUCGAAGUCCUCGAAAGUGCUGCAGUGCUUUUCCAGCUCGUGAUGCAACGAUCUCGCGCCAGCAGUACAAGCAGUGGACGCAACCCGCACAUUAAUACAGCGUGUUCUCAAUCUGUGCAGCCGCUGGAAGCACCAAAGAUUAUAGUAAUACAUCCGGGCUCGCAGCAUCUGCGCAUUGGCCGGGCCGCUGAUCUGAAUCCUCUGACAAUCUUACAUGCAGUCGCCUACAGACGCUUUCACAACGAUGGCGAUUGGCCAUACCACGACCAGCUACUACCGCCACUGGAAAACAUAAACCCGGCGCAGUUGCAGGUGGAGUUCGAGGAGCAACGUCUUGUCGUUUCCCGAAUCUUGCAGAACUGCAUUGUCGACGAGCAAAAUCGUUUUCGGGUCGCCACGCCACCCCAGCAGCUCGCCAACUUCAAUCGCAGCAGUGUAGCAGAGAAAGUAACGGCGCCCUCUCAAUUUGGUGCCAUGGAGGAACAGAGCUGGUUGGAUCGCACUGCUGCGGUUCUAUAUGAUGAGCAUAUCCUGCGGAUGAGCGCAUUCGACGCUCGGGAUUUCGAUAUACAUUUCCCCAUACAGCGCGGUGAAUUAAACGUUCACAAGGGGAAAGGAGGCUCUCUGCAAUCCACCCUGACUCACUUAGAACGAAUUUGGUCAUAUGCGCUGGAGCAACGGCUCAAAAUACCCCUGAGUGAACUGGGUACUCACAGUGCCGUUUUGGUUGUCAACGAUGUCUACAUUCGUCGUCAUUUGCGAGAAGCCAUGACACUGUUGCUUCAGCGCCUUGGCUUCCAGCGUUGCUUUCUAGUGCAAGACAGUGUUGCUUCUACCUAUGGUGCUGGCAUCGGACAUGGCUGCGUCGUUGACAUUGGCGCGCAAAAAACAUCGAUUGCCUGCAUUGAGGACGGAAUCUCGCAACUAGAUGCGCGCGUUCGCCUGAGCUAUGGAGGUGGCGAUCUAAACCAAGUGCUGCUUAUGCUGCUCCGCAAAUGCGGUUUUCCGUAUCGCGAAUGCAGCGUUCAGGAAAGCUAUGUGGACGCACAUUUGUUGGACGAGCUAAAGGAACGCUUUUGCCACCUGCAUGCGAACAUCUGCGGGGCCCAGGAGAAGCAUUUCAUGGUGCGCAAGCAAAACGGACAAUGGCUACGCUAUACUCUGCAGGUUGGCGAUGAGGCCAUAAUGGCACCCUUGGCGCUCUUUUACACUGAGCUUCUGAACAUAACGGGAAAGACGCGAUGCGUCUACACGCAAAAAUCGUCGCAAGAACAGUACGAUUGCGAGGAUUGCUUUGAUGCCGAAUACUUGCGUGAGACGGGUCGUCGUAUGGGCGUGCGAGGUGGCGAGAUACCAAAUGCAGCUUCUACUGUUUCAAACCGCUUGCCCUGCUAUUCAUUAUCUCAAGUGCCAGCCGUUCCCGAUGGGGAAGAGGAACUGAUUAUAGUCGAUCAAGAUGAAUCCAUGCCGGCAAUAGGCAACAAUAACGCUCAACAGCAACAGUCUCAAUUGUUGCAAACUCCUGCCUCCAGUGCUUGCUAUUAUAGUCCCACUGGCCAGAUUUUGCCACUGGACAUGGCUAUCAUUCGGGCUAUAGGGCGUUGCGCCAGCUAUGAGACGAAGCGGAAAAUGUUUGGUUCUAUUUUAUUGGUGGGCAGCAGCGUAAAGCUUCCGGGCUUGGCCGCGUGGCUCGAGAAUCGGAUCAGUCAACAGGUACCCGGGCUGGAGGUGAACGUUUUCAGCAAGGGUAUGGAUGCAGGCAUGGUUGCGUGGAAGGGAGCGGCUAUUAUGUCAGUGCUGGAGAGUGCACGCGAGCUUUGGAUAUCUCAAAAGGAAUGGCAGCGCUACGGCCUGCGAAUAUUGCGUGAGCGAUCGCCAUUUCUCUGGUGAGCUACCGCUUUAUGAUUUAUUUAUUAAGUUGCAGUAUAAACUAUAAUUAUAGAAUUUACAAGUAGCUAUAACACGAAUUUGUAAAAACAAGAAUCAGUUUAUGUAAAUAAAUUUUUAUUCAUAUUACGUAGUACGUAAGGGCAUCAACGCAUCGACUCAUGUUCCAUUGAUCGAUUUCUAUUGGCUUGUCCAAUCCUAAUACAGUAUAAAUCGGAGAAUUCAAUAAAAUAUAGCAUUCAAACGGACCAA
Scaptodrosophila lebanonensis is the source of this 2283-nucleotide messenger RNA. RefSeq names its product actin-related protein 8 (gene Arp8). Gene Ontology annotation, biological process: double-strand break repair; regulation of DNA-templated transcription. NCBI's taxonomy places the organism in Eukaryota, Metazoa, Arthropoda, Insecta, Diptera, Drosophilidae. The record is from RefSeq and is a predicted model, not a curated record. The transcript is spliced from 2 exons. The coding region runs from base 187 to 2034 and encodes 615 amino acids. Gene Ontology annotation, cellular component: Ino80 complex.